UGGUGGCCUCCGGGACGCGCCGCUGAGCUCAGGGAGGGAAGUUAGCCUAGGUGCAGCUUCGGCUCCUCGGGGGCGGCGGCUCCUCGGGCUCCUGCUUAUUGGGAGUCUGGAUGAUGGGAGACGAGAUGGAUGCGCUUAUCCCCGAACGGGAGAUGAAGGAUUUUCAGUUUAAGGCACUGAAGAGGGUUCGAGUCUUUGAUGCCCCUGAAGAGAUGCCCAGAGAGCGCUGCAGUAUGCUUGCUGUGUCUAAUAAGUAUGGUCUGCUGUUUGCUGGAGGAGCCACCGGCUUUCGGGUUUUUCCUACCAAAAAUCUUCUUAUUCAGAAUCGGCCAGGGGAGGAUGCCAAUAAAAUUGUUGAAAAAGUUCCAAACAUACUAAUCCCUAAAUUCCCAGUGUACCACUUGGCUUUGAGCUGUGAUAAUCUGACACUCUGUUGUAUGACGUCCAGUGAAUUUGGCCUUAUUGUUUUUGAUGUUCGCACAUUCUCAAAUGAGGCUAAACAGCAGAAACGCCCAUUUGCUUAUCACAAACGGAUGAAAGAUGCUGGUGGCGUGGUCGUCGAUAUGAAGUGGAACACUACCAUCCCCAGCAUGGCAGCAGUUUGUCUGGCUGAUGGGAGUAUCGCAGUUCUACAAGUCACAGAUGGAGUGAAAGUAUCUGCAAGCCUUCCACCAACUGUGGAUAUGUUGAGCCCUAAAGGGAAGCAGCUUGCUGUAGGAAAACAUAGAACUGUGAUCCAGUAUCUCCCUGUAAAAAAAGUAAUUCCUUGUCCUCCAUUUUAUGAAGCAGAUCAUCCUGUAAGAGUUCUCGAUGUGCUGUGGAUUGGUACAUAUGUCUUCUCAAUUUGUAUGCAGCAGCUGAUGGGACCUUGGAAACUUCCCCCUGAUGUGGUGAUGACUGUACUACUGUAUAAAAAAGAAGAUAAGCAUCCAGAGAUAUUUGUGAAUUUCAUGGAACCUUGCUAUGGCAGUUGUACUGAAAGACAGCAUCAUUACUAUCUCAAUUAUAUUGAGGAAUGGGACCUAGUACUAGCAGCCUCUGCAGCCUCGACAGAAGUCAGCAUCCUUGCCCGACAAAGUGAUCAGAUUAACUGGGAAUCCUGGCUUCUGGAAGACUCUAGCAGAGCAGAACUGCCUAUUACUGAUAAGAGUGAUGAUUCCCUGCCUGUGGGUGUUGCUAUAGAUUAUACCAGCCAAAUAGAAAUAUCCAUCAGUGACGAAAAGACUCUUCCUCCUGCUCCAGUUCUGAUGGUACUUUCAACAGAUGGUGUGCUUUGUCCAUUUUAUAUGAUCAAUCAAAAUCCUGGUCUCCGGUCUCUGAUCAAGGCCCCAGAACAACUUAUUAUAGAAGGAGAACGACAACCCAAAUCAUCAGGAAGUACUCCCACAACCCCAACUUCCACUCAGGCCCCUCUGAAGCUUGAAGCAUCACCCACUCUAACUCCAGCUCCAGCUCCUGCUCCUUCUGCUCCUGGUUCUGCCCCUUCCUUAACCCUUCCCACAUCAACUACUGCUUUCAUUCUGCCUACAGUCACUCUCCCUGCUGCCACCUUCCCAUUUGGCUCUUCGUCCUUGAAAUCAUCCAGUUUGAUGUCAGGCGAUCCUCCUCCUUAUCCCUUUUCCUCAGACAGCUCCAAACCAACCCUAAGCUCUGCUGUAACUAGUGCACCAGGCUUCUCUUUUACACCUCCCUCAAAAGCUCCCCUGGCCUCAGCCCCUUCCUUAGCCCCUAUGACUUCUGCAUCUUCCUUCUAUUUUGGAUCUCCUGCUUUUAAGCCUUCGGUGGAGAAUACUACAGUGGCUAGCACGUCUACUCCACACAUAGGGGCAAAGACAUCUUUCCCACCUACAUCGUCUGCAGCCAAAGUCAACCUGAAUGAAAACUUUCCUGCUGGAGAGUCCUCUACUCCCAUCAGCAGUUCCCAAAGCAGCUCCUCAAUGCUGUCAUUUUCCUCAGCCUCUAAAUCAGCUUUAGCUGGCCCUGUCAGUCAAUCCACGCCUCUCUCAUCUUCAUCUAGCUCGGGAUCAGCAAAGUCGUCCGUAUCUCCCUCUGUUUCAGGACGCUCUUCCCAGAGCAGUCCAGUAUCCUCAAUGGUGCAGAAAUCGGCCAGGAUCGCUGCUCCAGUGGCAAAGUCAAGUACAGCCCAGGCCAAAUCACCACAGCCUUCCAAUGUGAUCGAAAAGCAGCAGCAUCAGUGGAAAGAUUCAGACCCUGUGAUGGCUGGAAUCAGUGAGGAGAUUGCACAUUUCCAAAAGGAGAUGGAAGAGCUAAAAGCCCGAACAUCCAAAGCCUGUUUCCAAGUUGGUACUCCUGAGGAGAUGAAGAUGCUGCGGACAGAAUCAGAGGACUUGCACACCUUUCUCCUGGAGAUUAAAGAGACAACAGAGUCUCUUCAUGGAGAUAUUAGCACCCUGAAGACUACCUUGCUAGAGGGUUUUGCAGGAGUUGAAGAGGCAAGAGAACAGAAUGAAAGAAAUCAUGACUCCGGAUAUCUUCAUUUACUCUAUAAGAGACCACUGGAUCCUAAGAGCGAAGCUCAGCUUCAGGAAAUUCGGCGUCUUCACCAGUAUGUUAAGUUUGCUGUCCAAGAUGUGAAUGAUGUUCUAGACCUGGAGUGGGAUCGACAUCUGGAAGAGAAGAAGAAACAAAAGCGCCUGCUUGUUCCAGAGCGAGAGACACUAUUUAAUACUCUUGCCAACAACCGGGAAAUAAUCAACCAGCAGAGGAAGAGGCUGAAUCACCUGGUGGACAGUUUACAGCAGCUCCGACUUUAUAACCAAACCUCUCAGUGGAGCAUACCCAGUGAAAGCCCUUCUCAGAACACGACUCAGAGUUUUGACAGUGACCUUGAAAGCCUGCGCAAUGCUUUAAUGAAAACCACCAUUGAAUCUCACACCAAGCCACUACCCAAAAUACCGGCUAAACUAUCCCCUGUGAAACAGGCACAGCUGAGGAAUUUUUUGGCCAAAAGGAAGACCCCACCAAUAAGAUCCACUGCACCAGCCAGUCUCUCCCGAUCAGCCUUCCUGUCUCAGAGAUAUUAUGAAGAUUUGGAUGAAGUGAGCUCUACAUCUUCCAUUUCCCAAUCACUGGAGAAUGAUGAGCCACAAAUUCUAUAUCAAGAUGAGGAUGUGAUAGUCCAAAUCCCUCGACGGGCCCCGCUGGUUCGUACUUCUUCUGUCCAGCCCACCAUCUUGCCUCAAGCUCCUCUGUUCACAAAAACUCAUCUGCCACUCAGCUCUUCUCCUAGUCUGGUAGGAGGUCUAAUGUCUACAUCUACCAACAAAAUUGUUCCACAAGGGGCUGACAGCACGAUGCUUGCAACCAAGACUGUGAAACACGGGGCACCAAGUCCCUCUGUCACCAUCUCAGCCCCACAAGCAGCUGCCGCCGCUGCCCUAAGACGGCAAAUGGCCAUUCAAGUUCCAGCUGUGAGCACCUCCUUGACAGAGUCAACUCUGAAGAAUGUCCCUCAAGUAGUCAAUGUGCAGGAAUUGACGACCAGUUCCCCAAUUCCCUCUGCAGCAUUGGGGUCACCAGCACCACAGUCAGCAGCCAAAACGGCUCUCCAGUUGUUUGCUACAGUAGCUGCCAAUCAACCUAAGCAGGGGUCUCUCAUAAAUUCCAUCAAGACACAGUCUCCACCUGGCACUACACAAAUACCAGCAAUAGUCACAUCUGGCCAGCUAUCAGCUGGUGACAAAGUCUCAGGUCCAGGGACAACCAAGAUGGAAACAACUGUGACUUCGACUUCAUCAGCAGCUGGACAGUUCAACAAGCCAUUUUCGUUCUCUUCAUCAGGGACUGGCUUUAAUUUUGGAGCAAUAACAUCAGCACCACCUUCUAACUUCACUGUCUCACAAGUGACAUCUGCCACAACGAAAGAGCCAAAUCUAUACGAUACGUUCUCAUUUAAUCCAGGGAUCUUGCAAGCAGCCAGCAGCGCUGGAACAGCAUUCAGCUCUUCUGGAGAUGUGGCCUCCUCUAAUAAACCAGCAACACUGGCGGCAGCGGCAGCAGCCACUUCCACAACAUCUAGCAAGCCUGAUGCGUCUCCCCUAAAGCUGGGCGAGCAUCUGUUUCCAAAUUCCUUGGCUGGAGAAACACUGGGGAGUUUCUCAGGACUGAGAGUUGGCCAGGCAGAUGAUAAUGCAAAAGCCUCCAGUAAGAGCCCGUCCAUAAACUUACCCAGUGUGCAGCCUGCCAAGAUGUCCACCAUAACUCCUGAAUUUAGCUUCAGCAGCUCUUCCCUCUUAGGGAAGCCCAUGGAGGCCCCCGUGACCUCAACCAUGACCACCACAACAGUGACAACGUCGGCCAGCACAGGCCUGAGUAGUUCCACGGGUAGUUUAUUUGGUGGCCUCCAGCUCACCAGUUCAGGAGCCUCAGGGGCUCUGAAUCUGGGUGGGACCUCUUUGAGUGGCAGCAAGCCCACUUUUUCAUUUGGACAGACUGGCAGUACAAUGCCCCUCCCUUCAGCAACACCUGCUCCAACCACUGCCCCCCCUGCCACCCUCCCUGUGACAGCACCUCCUUUAUCAUUCAGUAAUCUCUUGAGUCCACCCUCUGCUCCUGUCCUUCCUGGGUCCCCUGGAAAAAGCACGGGAGAUGCCAAAUCCUUGGCAUCGUCCGAGAAGCCAGGGGACAAUGAGGUACCAGGCUCCUCUGUCCCUGCACUUGCAGACCAGCAGCAGCCACCGCCACCUGACCAACCUCCAGCCCCAGGGCCACCUCUGGAAGUGGUUAAAAAAGAGCCCCCUGUUCUGUCCCCUGUGGCAGGGGACUCCAGUAUUUCUGCAGCCAGUGGCCCUGGGGCACCUUCCACAGAAGCCAGCGGGGCAACCACAGGCAUUUCUGAAGCCAAAGCCAAGCCCGAGGCAUCUUCCAUGUCCACCUUGGCGCCUGAGCAAAGUGCAGCGACGUCAGCCUCUGCCUCAGGUGUGACCCAGGGGGCUGUGGCCUCUCCUGGUGCUCCACCCCCCUCCAGCACUGCGGCUUCUAUGGCCCCAAGCCCAGCUGGGUUUGGGGCUGCCGCUGCGGGAGCACCUGUGUUCCCACCAACCCCCACCACCAGUUCUACAGGUUCUGCCUUCAGCCAGCCAGCCAGUGACACCACCUCUGCCCCUUCUGCUGCCUCUGUGUUUGGACAGUUGGCGGCUACCUCAGCACCUACGCUGUUUGGGCAGCAGACAGGCAGUGCAGCCACAACUACGACAGCCACAGCCCAGGUGUCUAGCCCAGGGUUUGGGAGUCCAGCGUUUGGCACCACUCCCGCUGGGGGCUUUGGGCAGGCAGCCUUUGGGCAGGCACCUGCCUUUGGACAGCCUGCGAGCAGCUCUGCAAGUGGGUUUUCAUUCAGUCAGACCAGUUUUGGCUCAGCACCUGCCUUUGGGCAGUCUGCCUCAUCUACUACUGCUGUCAGCAGUGGGAAUGUCUUCGGCGCUUCCUCUAGCACCAAUAGUGCCAGUUCCUUCUCUUUUGGCCAGUCUUCUGCCAGUACUGGCAGCAGUCUUUUUGGGCAGAGCAAUCCUCCAGCCUUUGGGCAGAGCACAGGCUUUGGCCAAGGAGGCUCUGUGUUUGGUGGUGCUGCAGCCACCACGACCACCUCAUCAUCUUCUGGCUUCAGCUUUUGCCAGGCUUCAGGCUUUGGUUCCAGCAACACAGGUUCUGUGUUUGGCCAGGCCGCAGGGACUGGAAGCACUGUCUUUGGCCAGCAGUCAUCAUCUUCCAGUGGAGGCUUGUUUGGGUCUGGAAGCACUGGAAGAGGGGGGGGUUUCUUCAGUGGCCUUGGAGGAAAACCCAGCCAGGAUGCCGCCAACAAAAACCCAUUCAGCUCAGCCAGCGGGGGAUUUGGAUCUUCAGGCACCCCAAAUACUUCUAACCUUUUUGGAAACAGUGGGGCCAAGACCUUCGGUGGAUUCUCUGGUUCAUCAUUUGGAGAUCAAAAGCCCACAGGCACAUUCAGUUCUGGAGGAGGGAGUGUAGCAGCACAAGGUUUUGGAUUCUCUAGUCCAACCAAAGCAGGUGGCUUUGGUGCUGCUCCAGUGUUUGGCAGCCCUCCUACUUUUGGGGGAUCCCCUGGGUUUGGAGGGGUGCCAGCAUUCGGUUCAGCCCCAGCCUUUACAAGCCCUCUGGGCUCGACGGGAGGCAAAGUGUUCGGAGAGGGGACUGCAGCUGCCAGCGCUGGAGGAUUUGGGUUUGGCAGCAGCAGCAAUACAACUUCAUUCGGCACCUUGGCAAGUCAGAAUGCACCCACCUUUGGAUCAUUGUCCCAACAGACUUCGGGGUUUGGGACACAAAGCGGUGGAUUCUCUGGUUUUGGAUCAAGUGGAGGAGGGUUUGGCUUUGGAUCAUCCAGCACGUCGACCCCAGGGUUUGGUGGAUGGAGAAGCUGAAGGAAUCCUGUCGUUUCUUUUUUCCGUUCCUGGGAUUGAAUGCAUGCUCACUUCCUCCUCAGACACAAAUCUUGUACCAGCCUUGUAAAGAGCACAUGCUCUCUUUUUUUUUAACCUGAAGAUGCUAAAUGCUUAUUUUUUGUUUUUCUCUAUUAAACUAUUUGGUCUCUUUCUGCACAGAACGCUUGAGGGUUAUUUUCAGUCUACAGUCAGGGAAAAAGGUUUCCACUGUCCUGUGGACCAGAGAAAUUCACCCAGCUUUAGGUCAACCUGAGGGAUGACUAGUGUGAUCUUCCCAGUAGCAGUGAAAAUGAGAAAUAGAAUAUUUACAUGUAAGGUAUUAGACAGGAACUGUUUUUUGGCUUGUUUUUAAACUUAAUUUUUCAGAACAUGUCUUGGUCUUUCCUCUCUGUGCCCUCCCAAGGAGUACCCUAGGGUACUACCUUCAUGUUGAAAGGAAAAACUCACUUUCAAUUAAAAGUAAACAUCAGGACAGAAUACAGAUACAGCAGCACCUUUAAAUAAAGUUAGGUGGGGAGCGAAUUUGAUGAAUCUGCCGAUUCUCAGUGAAAUGUCAUAUUAAUAUGCCUGCUAGUGCUUCACUUCUUUCUUGGUUUAUGUAUCUGAAAUCCUUGGAGAGCAUUCCAGAAAGGAUUUUGGCCUACUUCCAGACCCUACAUCUCUUUUUUUCUUCCUAUCUAUCUCCCACUUGGCUAUUGACAUCCCUAGCAAACAUGUAGUAGGUGGGUCCCAUUUUCUGAUAGCCAGUCACUCCUCAGUGGUUUGUGUCCAGUAGAUAUUGGGAGAACAUGAAGAAUUAAAACUUGCUUCAUUGAAAAAACUUCAUGUUGCUUUUUGAAGAAAGGCUGUGGCCUAUUUGUAUUACACUGUUGACCUCCAACAGUCUCUAAUGGGCCCAGGCAAGAUCUGGGACACUGUGUGUUCAUUCCUAUCUCUUCCUCAACUUGGACAAGACAGUUGGUUGAAAGGCCAGCUUUUAUCUCUGUGAUUCAGUGACCUUGGUAGCUACUCCUAACAAACCCCUUGAGGACCACUGUGCCAGAUGGGUGUCCUUGGAUAGAGAAACUGGAAUUAAGAAUACUGGGCAAACUCACAUAUAUUAACCACUCCAUCUACAGAACUGGGGAGCUGAAAUAAACAAAGGGAAUAAGAGUAGCCCUUUCUAAGCACUUCUCACAACAGCCCUUGGAGGAAGCCCACUGUGAACAUGACUGUGAUCUCUCUGUUCCCUUUUUGAUCUGACAGUCACUCUGUGAAUAGGAGCCUGUUUGUGCAUCAUGGUUGUUGUAUCUGAUGAUGUCUGUGGUCAUAAUCUUAUGUUUAUGAAGGGAGUUGUUUCCCACACUAGAAUAUCUUUCAGGCCUGGGUGUUUCUGUUUCCCAGGUCCUUAUACAUUUGCUAUUUUACCAGACUCCAGGGGGGAGGCCUAAGAGUAACACCAAAGGGGAAGAGGUAAAGAAGGUUCCCUUGGGCACUCAGUCUGAGAAGGUUGUGCCAUUAGAGUGGAGAAAAAGAAAUCCUUUAGGUUUUUACAUGUCGGUGGAAAACUGU
Dromiciops gliroides (monito del monte) is the source of this 7967-nucleotide messenger RNA. RefSeq names its product nucleoporin 214 (gene NUP214). The record is from RefSeq and is a predicted model, not a curated record. Gene Ontology annotation, cellular component: nuclear pore. Lineage: Eukaryota; Metazoa; Chordata; Mammalia; Microbiotheria; Microbiotheriidae. Gene Ontology annotation, molecular function: structural constituent of nuclear pore; protein binding. Gene Ontology annotation, biological process: RNA export from nucleus; protein import into nucleus.